Encephalitozoon cuniculi GB-M1 is the source of this 471-nucleotide messenger RNA. RefSeq lists its product as uncharacterized. Gene Ontology annotation, biological process: proton transmembrane transport. The transcript has a single exon. Gene Ontology annotation, cellular component: proton-transporting two-sector ATPase complex, proton-transporting domain. Bases 1 to 471 code for a protein of 156 amino acids. The record is from RefSeq and is marked provisional. Gene Ontology annotation, molecular function: proton transmembrane transporter activity. NCBI's taxonomy places the organism in Eukaryota, Fungi, Microsporidia, Unikaryonidae.
AUGGAAGCUGGAAGUGACAAGGAUACUCCCUACUCGAUAGUCUCCAUAGGCCUCGCCAUCGAGAUGGCUCUUGCAGUCUACGGCGCAUGCGAAGGCAUGGUUUCCUCGGGGGCUGCCUCGAUUCUGUGCAGCCAGAAUAGAUCCAUACUUGGGCCCACAUACUUCAUCAUGAUAAUGGUGUCAACAAUAUUCUUCAGCAGCUUCCUUGUUGCCUUGAUCAUUGCAACAAACAUCGGCGACAAUCUGGACAUGGGAAAGAGCAUUUCGUACUUCUCUGCAUGCCUGAUGGUGGGAAUGACUGCUGCAAUAUCAGGAAAGGUCUGUUCGGCCCUUGGGAAAAGAGGAUUCAGGAUCCUGUCUGAAAAGCCUUCGUUUCUGCCGGUCCUGAUUAUUCUGUUUGGUAUGAUAGAGUUUGUUAUAAUUGUUGUUCUCUCAUGUGCCCUACUGAUGGUCUACCAGACACGUGGAUGA